Messenger RNA from Lepidothrix coronata (blue-crowned manakin), 1565 nucleotides. RefSeq names its product platelet derived growth factor D (gene PDGFD). Gene Ontology annotation, cellular component: membrane. Lineage: Eukaryota; Metazoa; Chordata; Aves; Passeriformes; Pipridae. The record is from RefSeq and is a predicted model, not a curated record. Gene Ontology annotation, molecular function: growth factor activity; platelet-derived growth factor receptor binding. Gene Ontology annotation, biological process: platelet-derived growth factor receptor signaling pathway; positive regulation of protein autophosphorylation; positive regulation of phosphatidylinositol 3-kinase/protein kinase B signal transduction. The transcript has 8 exons. Bases 337 to 1506 code for a protein of 389 amino acids.
CCGGCCGCUCCGCACCUCCGCCGAGUUUGGCCGGCCCAGAAGGGCAGCCAAAAGUUCAGCAUGCAGGAAGUUUGGAGGCAGCUCGGAGAGUAGCGCGUCGGCGGCGACUGCUGCUUCCCGUGCUGUGGGGUUUUGCUUUUUUUGCGGGGAUUGUGCCAUUCCCCCUCCGCCCCUCCAUCCCCCCACCCCCUCCCCAAUACAACUCCCCCAAACACACAAGCAACUCGCAACAACCAAAAAGUCCGGCAAGAGGGAAAGAACACGAGCGAGGGAAGAACCCUCGGCGGGAGAGCCCGUUUCUUCUCAGAGACACGGUCCCGCUCGCAGCUGGUCCCAAUGCAACUGCUCAUCCUCCUCCUGCUCUACGCCGUCGUCUGUGCGAACUUUUGCAGCCGUCAGGGGACCACCGCCCCUGCCCAGAGCGGAUCUAUAAAAGCCCUGCGGGCCUCCAACAUCAGGCGAGAUGAGAGCAAUCACCUCACAGACUUGUACCGAAAAGAAGAGAUCAUCAACGUGGCAGGGAAUGGCUGCAUCCACAGUCCUCGCUUCCCCAGCAGCUACCCCAGGAACCUCCUACUGACGUGGCGUCUCCACUCCCCAGAGAGCACCAGGAUCCAUCUGGCUUUUGAUAAUCAGUUUGGACUGGAGGAACCUGAAAAUGAUAUCUGCAGGUAUGACUUUGUGGAAGUGGAAGAUGUAUCAGAGACCAGCACAGUUAUACGAGGACGGUGGUGUGGACACAAGGAAAUACCUCCAAGAAUAACAUCAAGAACAAAUCACAUAAAGAUAACCUUCAAAUCUGAUGACUAUUUUGUGGCUAAACCUGGAUUCAAGAUAUGUUACUCCCUUGUGUGUAGCUCGAAAGAGACAGAUUUUGCAAACACUCAGGAAAUGGAUGAUUUCCAGCAUGCAGCCUCAGAAACCAACUGGGAGUCAGUCACAAGCUCUGUCUCAGGGGUAUCCUAUCCCUCUCCAUCAGUGACUGAUGCUACGCUCACGGCAGAAGCACUGGAUCAAACCAUUGCUGCAUUUGACACAGUGGAGGAUCUGCUCAAACACUUUAACCCGGACUCCUGGCAAGAAGAUCUUGAGAAUCUGUACACAGACAGUGGCCACCAUUAUCGAGGCAGGAGCUACCACGACAGGAAGUCCAAAGUUGACCUGGACAGGUUGAAUGAUGACGUGAAACGUUACAGCUGCACCCCGAGAAACUACUCUGUCAAUUUAAGGGAGGAACUGAAGCUGACAAAUGUAGUUUUCUUCCCCCGCUGCCUCCUUGUCCAGCGCUGUGGAGGAAACUGUGGCUGUGGGACUCCGAACUGGAAAUCUUGCAUGUGCAUGUCAGGGAAAACAGUGAAAAAAUAUCAUGAGGUGCUGAAAUUCAUCCCUGAGGCUGGGCAUACCAGAAGAAAAGGCAGAAUCAGGAACAACAUGGCCUUAGUUGAUAUACAGCUGGAUCACCAUGAGCGUUGUGAUUGCAUCUGCAGUUCAAGACCACCUCGAUAAAAAAAAAAAAGAGAAAAAAAAGAAAGAAAGAGAGAGGAAGAAAGAAAGAAACAAACAAA